UUCCGUGAAAAUUGCAACUUUAGAAUGGAGCGAAUAAUUAUAUUUCACACCCAGACCCAGGACGUUUUCCUGUUAAAUAACGGAACCCCAAUUGGUCCGAAGUUGAUCGAAUUCAUCUUCAACUGGUUCUUCAAUUGCUUUUCAGGCAAGUCAUCUGCAGUUGAUCUGGACUUCCAUUGUUGAAUAUAAGGAUCGUUUUGCUGCAAUUGUCAUUUCGGUCGUUAAUAAUCUGCAAUUGAUACAAAAUUGACAACAUUUAGAACUUGAAGCAUCACGAAUUAGAAAUCACAUUUUCUCAUUCUCGUUUUCGUUGCAUGGUUGGUGCUAAUUACUCUGCAACAUUGAUUGCGGCAAAUCACAAUCACCAUGAAUUGCGGUAGCGAAGAAGAUGAAGCUGAAGUGGAGGAGGUAGAGCAUUUUGAUGAUUUCACGCUUGCAUCUUCAUGGGAAAGGUUUAUAUCAGAAAUUGAAGCGGUGUGUCGUCGUUGGAUGGCUGAUGGCCCCAAGAACUUAUUGGAGAAAGGUGCGGUGCCUGUUGGAACUUCGGAAGACUUCUAUAAGGCCAAGUAUGAGCUAAAAUAUGAUAAAAAGAGCUACUGUAUGGAAUAUUACUUUAAAGAGAAGCAUAAAGGCAAAGUCACAACAUGGGACUCUAGUCGGCACAAUUUGCAGAUGGCGUUUGGUGUCACCGAGUUUUUGAUAAUUUAUCCCCAAAGUGCAAGUGGUGUAGUAUUGGAUGCACCAGAGGCCUGUAAGCUUCUCAGUGCAGUUGCAAUUGCUUUAUCCAACUGUUGCGGUCUUUGGCCAGCCUUUGUCCCUGUUUUUGACCCUUCUCGGAAAGCUCAUAUUGGUAUUCAAAAUUUGGGAACCGUGUUCACAAGAAGAUUUGAAUCGGACUGCAUCAGGAGUCAGGUUCCUGUGAAGCUUAUGCAUUUGGAAGGGUUAUAUGAGUUGUUUGUGUCUAAAUUUGCCUUCUCUGCUGUGGACUUCUCUGUCCAUCGGUACAAAAUUCACUUUACCAUGAGGCUUACAUACAGAACCCUUCCAUACGAUGAUGAUGAUGAUUAUAUGCAUGAAUCUGAAGCCGAGAACACAGAAUCAAGUGUCAGUGCCAAGCAGGAACUGCAUCAAAGAUCACAAUGGGAUGAUGACUGCCCUUGGAGUUCAUGGUAUUCAGCUGAAGAUCCCGUAAAAGGAUUUGAGUUGGUUGCUACAUGGUUGGGUAAAUCGAUCGAGAGCUCUCUUGAGAUGGCUGAAAUCGAAAAUUCUUCACCUCAUGAUGCUGAAGUUUGGCUUUUACUUCCGAUUCUCUCAGAGAUUUUAAAUGAUGGUCGGAAAGUAAAAGCUGUUGGAUUUGCUUCUCAACUCUCUCUCCUGGUUGUUGCCUUAGAGAUGUCAUUUGAGGCUCAGUUUUUGGAAGACUUUGUGUCAGAUUCUAGUGCAGAAAAACUGAGAUCUUCAGCAGCUAUUCCUCCACCAACUGUUAUCGAUCGUGUACUCAAAGAGCUUUUUCAUGAAGGAGUUGCAGCAUUAGUUUUUUCAAAAGGCGAGAAUAAAAGUUCUCGAGCUAUUAAAGGCGCACCAUCAGAGUCUUUGUUUGCACAAUUUUGCUUACAUGCUCUGUGGCUGGGUAACUGCAAUAUCCGUGCUAUUGCUAUACUUUGGAUUGAGUUUAUUCGAGAAGUUCGUUGGUGUUGGGAAGAGUCUCAACCGUUGCCUAAAGUAACAAUUAACGACACCAUAGAUCUCUCCUCUUGUUUAAUUUAUCAGAAAUUACAAAUGCUUGCAAUCUGCAUUGAAAAGAAGCGUGAAGCAAAUGCAGAAUUCUUUGAUGCCACAGAAGACAACGAUGAUGUAUCUGGUCACAUAGCGGAGGAACAUUUGCGUUCCAAGUCAAAUCCCCCAAGAAGUUUGAACAAGGGUACCCACAGCAAAGAGAAACAACAUGGUUGGAAUAACCCUGGAAAAUCGCUUGAUGAUCUUUCUUCAAUUGAAGAAGCAUCUGAUCUUGUUAGAAGAGGUUCAUCUGGUGUUGCAGGGUCAAUGAUGCUGUUGAGUUCAUGCCAAAGAAUGCAUGCUCCAUAUACUCAGGAUGCACCAUUAAUGACCGAAGAUAUGCAUGAAGAGAGGCUACAAGCUGUUGCAGCUCUCAGUGAUUCAUCUAGUUUUAAUGCGCAGCUCGAGAGAGAGAUCUUGUCAUCAGAUAUGUCAGCUUUCAAAGCAGCAAAUCCCGAUGCUGUUUUUGAGGACUUUAUUCGAUGGCAUUCACCUGGAGAUUGGAUUAGUGAUGGCAGUGCGGAAAGGGAAUCAUCUGGCCCUCAGUUGAUUGGUGAUUGGCCUCCAAGUGGACGACUCUCAAAGAGAAUGUCCGAACAAGGGAAUUUUUGGCGGAAACUUUGGAACGAUGCACCUGCUUUGCCGGCUUAUGAGCAGAAACUGCUUUUGGACCCAAAUCGAGAGGGAGAGAAGAUUCUUCAUUAUUUAGAGACAGUACGACCACACCAACUACUUGAGCAAAUGAUUUGUACAGCUUUUAGAGCAUCAGCUGAUACCUUAAAUCAGGCAAGCUUUGGUGAUUUGAGUCAAAUGAGGAGCAAACUUGAUCAGCUUUACCAGACAAUGGCUUGUACAUUGAGGCCUCUGCAAGCAAAUCAACUAUCACAAGACACUGAGAUUUUUGAAGAUCUCAAACGGCUGUGCGUUGUAUUUGGACACGUUGAAGGAUUGAUAAUUUUGUCAACUUCUCUUCAUCGGAAGUUUAUUCUUGCGCCUCGGCUUUUCAAUGCAAUAUUCAAUGAUUACUAUAACUUUUACCUUCCCAGGAUGGGUAACAGUGAAGCUGAAGUCGACUUUGACAAGGAGUUCAACCAGAAGCAACAAGUAAGCAUUGACGAAAGAAAUGCUGUUGCAGAUCUAUUUUUACCGCCUACUGCUACUCAGUCAUGGAGAAAAGUAUUAAGCAUGGGAAAUCUUCUAAAUGGGCAUGAACCUGUGCUUAGAGAAAUCAUCUUUACUACUUGUGACGAUACUAGUAACAAUCAUUAUGCAGCACACAAUCCUUCAGGUGCUCGACAAGAAAUCGAAACUUACCGUAUGUACAUUGAAGGAACCUCAAAUGACUUGGGUGUUGCCCUCUCUGUUGUGUCAUGUGAUUGAUUUUUUCUGUAAGUAAGCUGUAGAACCAUUUUUUAACCCCAUUUAGCUUUCCCUUUUUUUAUUAUACAGGAAUGUACUCUUUUAUAGUUUUAUGAAUAAAUACUAACUUUGUACUUUAUUUUUUGUGAACAUGGGGUGUAAACCUUACCGACUAGGGUAUAAGUUUGAUUUACAAACAUAUUUUAGCUUUUGGUGAUGAAACUGAUAAUUUCUACAUUAUCUGUUGCUUGCACUGAAAUUCCUUAUAAUCCCCUACUCUUGUUGCCAAUUUGAGGAUGGGAAUCUUGAUCGUAUACUUCCUUGUUUUGAGGUUGUCUUAUCGAGAGACGAUCUCUUACAAGUAUAUAUGAUAAAAUAUAAUGACUGGAUACUGUAAACCAUAUAGUAUGAAAAAAAUUAACAUAAUAUAUAACAAAAUUGCUCCAUGAAUAUCAUAACAUUAAGGGGAUGUUUGACAAAAUAGCUUAUUGGGCAAUUUUAAUUUA
Messenger RNA from Amaranthus tricolor (Joseph's coat), 3641 nucleotides. RefSeq lists its product as uncharacterized. NCBI's taxonomy places the organism in Eukaryota, Viridiplantae, Streptophyta, Magnoliopsida, Caryophyllales, Amaranthaceae. Bases 367 to 3156 code for a protein of 929 amino acids. The record is from RefSeq and is a predicted model, not a curated record. Gene Ontology annotation, molecular function: GTPase activator activity. The transcript has 22 exons. Gene Ontology annotation, biological process: positive regulation of GTPase activity.